AUGUCCCAUUUUAUCGUCUCGGAACCGCCGACCUCUUUAUCUGGCUUUCUUUGUGCCACUGUACUCCAAUCUUUCUUGUUAUCGUUCCUGCCGCUUGCCUUUCCCGCCCAGAUGAAGCUAGUAAUUAUCGGAGACGGUGCUUGCGGCAAAACCAGUCUUCUCAGCGUGUUUACGUUAGGAUACUUCCCCACUCGUUACGUUCCCACGGUAUUUGAGAACUACGUCACGGAUUGCCGUGUUGAUGGUAAAUCAGUUCAGCUAGCCCUGUGGGAUACCGCGGGUCAAGAAGACUACGAACGACUCCGCCCGCUCGCCUACUCCAAAGCCCACGUGAUCCUCAUCGGCUUCUCCGUCGACUCGCCCGACUCCCUCGAAAACGUAAAACACAAGUGGGCAGAAGAGGCCCGCGAACGCUGCCCUAACGUACCUAUUAUCCUCGUCGGCCUCAAGAAGGACCUUCGUGAUGAUCCUCUGGCCAUUGAGGAGAUGCGCAAGAAGUCCCUCAAAUUUACAUCAACUAAAGUGGGCAACGACAUGAAGGAAGAAAUUGGCGCGCGAAAAUACCUCGAGUGCUCUUCCCUGACAGGCGAUGGCGUGGACGACGUCUUCGAAGCCGCUACCCGUGCCGCGCUGCUAUCCGUGGACAAAAGCGAGGGAGGCGGCUGCUGCAUUAUUCUGUGA
Mytilinidion resinicola is the source of this 681-nucleotide messenger RNA. Its product is annotated as ras-domain-containing protein. Gene Ontology annotation, molecular function: GTP binding; GTPase activity. The record is from RefSeq and is a predicted model, not a curated record. Gene Ontology annotation, biological process: small GTPase-mediated signal transduction. The transcript has 4 exons. The coding region runs from base 1 to 681 and encodes 226 amino acids. NCBI's taxonomy places the organism in Eukaryota, Fungi, Ascomycota, Dothideomycetes, Mytilinidiales, Mytilinidiaceae.